Molecule: messenger RNA, 207 nt
Organism: Nezara viridula (southern green stink bug)
Lineage: Eukaryota; Metazoa; Arthropoda; Insecta; Hemiptera; Pentatomidae
Source: the annotation of a GenBank genome assembly
AUGUUGUACCAUUGUCAUGGAAAAAAAAGUCAUGGAUGCAGUGAAGGAUGGUACGAGGGGAUAGUGAAUUCCUACUCCCAUCAGACUGUCACCGCUGGCCAGGCAGCGGAGCAAUAUAUCGAGGUCUGCUAUGUUGAUUGCCUACCUCGCACCAUCAUUACCACCAGAACAUACCAUCACAGGCCGCUGCGUCCAAUCCGCUUCUAG